This is a messenger RNA of Chelonus insularis, 677 nucleotides long. RefSeq lists its product as uncharacterized. NCBI's taxonomy places the organism in Eukaryota, Metazoa, Arthropoda, Insecta, Hymenoptera, Braconidae. The transcript is spliced from 3 exons. Bases 81 to 611 code for a protein of 176 amino acids. The record is from RefSeq and is a predicted model, not a curated record.
AAGCUAAAUCAAUCGAAAAUAUAGUUGAACUAUAUCCUCAACUGAAGGUUUAUAAUCUAAUUCUUUUUGAAUUUUGUGCAAUGAAAAAUUUGAGUCUUGACGAUUUAAAUACAAACGCUAAUUUUAUGUUUCAAAAACUAUUAGAAUGUUAUCGAAUUGGCGAAAUUACAGAUGAAUCUAAAUACCAGGUUUUGUCAAAAUUAUAUGGAGAAUUAUCAAGAAAAGUAAACAAAAAUGCAAUACCGUUAUUUAAAUUGAACCAAGUUAAUUCUUCUAUUGAAGACAUUGAAGCUGGUCCAGGCGAAUCUCCUAGGUGUGUGAUUUAUAUGGAUGAAGGAAGAAUUGCAGUGGCAUACGUUGUAGCAGACAAUAAGACGCAGGUGAAGAUGAAAUCACCGACAAUGGAAAACAUCGUUGUUUGUUUAAUGUCGACUUAUUAUGUUUGGCAUGUAAAAUAUCCUUCUCCAUACAAAAAUAUAUUACAAUAUAUUGAUAACGCUUUGUUAGGCACAUCCGUUCAAGCUAAUCAGGUAAUUUCAAGAUUCAUUAGAAAAAGAGAUGCUAUUGUUCAGGAAACACAAAAAGACUCUGCAGAAAACGAACACUCUUAAUAAAUUUUCUCAAAUGUUAACUUCCUUUGAAUAUUCACUUUCCGCUGAUACUUCUCAUAAAUUGAU